GGUUACCUGGUGACAAACCGGCUCACGUAUAGAUCACGAUAGUUUUCUCCGGCCAGUUAAAACGACUAGAGCCGUUCUUGUUCUCUGUGCCGACUCCCGUUCUUUGCUCCGUUCUUGUCCUCUGUUCCGACUCCCGUUCACUGCUCAGGGGUGCAACCUUUUUUAGGGUUUCCAGCCAUUCAAUUAAGCUUUUGCAGCGCCUUCCUCAAAUAUGAAGUUGGUAACAAGGGAAAGGGAGAAGUUGGCCCUCCAUAAUGCUGGUUUCCUAUCGCAGAAACGUCUUGCUCGUGGCCUGCGACUGAAUUACACGGAGGCCGUUGCGCUGAUUGCGACUCAGAUUUUGGAGUUUGCUCGUGAUGGAGACAAGACUGUUACAGAUUUGAUGGAUAUUGGAAAACAACUCUUGGGAAGGAAGCAGGUUCUUCCAGCCGUUCCACACCUUGUAGACACUGUUCAGGUUGAGGGAACCUUUUUGGAUGGAACCAAAUUAGUCACCAUACAUGAUCCAAUUGCUUCAGAGAAUGGAAAUCUUCAGCUAGCAUUAUAUGGCUCAUUUCUACCUGUUCCUUCAUUUGAUUUGUUUGCUGGGAACGUGAAUGGUACUUUACCUGGUGAAAUCCUUUGUGGCUCUGGGAAUAUUGCACUAAACUUGGGAAGAAGAUCUGUUAUGCUGAAAGUUGUAAAUAAGGCAGACAGACCCAUUCAGGUUGGGAGUCAUUAUCAUUUUAUUGAAGUGAACCCAUAUUUAUUUUUCGAUAGAAGAAAAGCUUAUGGGAUGAGAUUAAAUAUACCAGCAGGAACAGCCAUUCGAUUCGAGCCAGGGGAUGCCAAGGUUGUUAAGCUUAUCAGCAUUGGUGGGAAGAAGGUUAUCAGAGGUGGAAAUGCAAUUGUAGAUGGUGCUAUUGGUAUUGUCCAGCUUGACAUGGUCAUGGAUGUUGUUAAAGCACGGGGAUUUGGAAAUAUAGAUCAGCCUGAGGCCAGAUCAAAAUGUUUCCAGCCUGUCUUUCCUUUCGCAUCAAUCCCUCCUUUGCUUUCUUCUUUACACAAUCCACGAAGCCUCAACCCUAUCUGUUCGCACCUCCCUUGUAGACCCCGUGUAAUCCCGAGCCUUUUUCUCGUUCCCAAUCAUAGAAGAUCGCGCUCUCCUCCGAAGUGCUGCUCUACCUUCGCCGAUCACAAAAUAGACGCUAGAAUCAAUCCUUUCCCUCUACCGUGCCUCCUAAGUAGUGCGAUCGAACCUCCCAAUGUUCACACGCUGCUUGAUCUUCUUUUCCCUCACAAGCACGAGCUUUCCCCUUCCUUUUCUUUCAACUGUUUUUCUGCACCAAAGUCAUGCUCGAGCUUAGAGGAGCACCGGUGCCGAUCUUACACGUUCCUUGGGACUCACAAGCUCCCUGUGUUCAAGCCUUUCCACGGGGGAGUUGUCGCCAAUUUUCACAGGAUGUUUUUGAAAGGGAUGGAGCUUUGGGACCAUAUUGAUGGAUCUUAUCCGACACCUACAGAGUUGAAUGAUCUUUGUCAGUGGGAGGCAAAGGAUGCUUGGAUUGUUUCAUGGAUUUUGGGGUCUAUUAAGGUUGAUAUGGAUGUGUCGGGGAAGGUUAUAUUGAAGGAGCCUAAGCAUCAUCUUUCGACAUGUGAUACUGUUUUACGUCAUCACUUUGAUGAUUCUUCUUUUGAUAAAUGGUUCAAGCCUGACCUUGUCUACACACGACACCUGCUCCCUUCACCUCCAGUCCUUCCCGACUCUGCUCCUGAAAAUGCUCUAAUGAUUGUUCGAAGAUCAACUCACAUUUUUCCUUGGGAUAGAAAUGACUAUUCUGCAAUUUUAACUAAUACUACAGUUCUUACCUCUUAUUCUCAGACUGCUAAACAGACUUGUUGGAUAAAGAGGUGUUACAAUCUUGACUUAUGUGGCUUGGCAUUCAUCCUCUGCUGCUUUGUGUGCUUAGUUGAGCUACCUUCCUUUGGUAUCACAACAAUGGUGGGAGGUGGGACAGGACCUGCUGAUGGUACUCGUGCGACCACCUGUACACCUGCUCCAUUCCAUAUGCAAAUGAUGCUGCAGUCAACUGAUGAUUUGCCAAUAAAUAUUGGUUUCACAGGCAAGGGUAACACUGCAAAACCAGAUGGAUUAGAGGAGAUCAUAAAGGCUGGAGCUAUGGGUCUAAAGCUGCAUGAAGAUUGGGGAAGCACGCCUGCGGUAAUUGACAAUUGCUUAGCUGUCGCAGAACAUUUUGAUAUUCAGGUCAAUAUCCACACUGACACUUUAAAUGAAUCUGGGUGCGUGGAACACACUAUAGCCGCAUUUAAAGAUAGAACAAUACACACGUACCACAGUGAAGGUGCUGGCGGUGGUCAUGCUCCAGAUAUCAUUAAAGUAUGUGGUGUAAAAAAUGUUUUGCCUUCGUCAACAAAUCCAACCAGACCUUUUACCAGAAAUACAGUAGACGAGCACCUUGAUAUGCUGUUGGUUUGCCAUCACCUGGAUAAGGACAUUCCUGAAGAUGUAGCGUUUGCUGAAUCACGUAUACGAGCAGAAACAAUUGCGGCAGAAGACAUUUUGCAUGACAUGGGAGCCAUUAGUAUCAUUUCUUCUGACUCGCAAGCAAUGGGCCGUGUUGGAGAGGUGAUUAUUCGGACAUGGCAAACUGCUCACAAAAUGAAACUGCAGAGAGGAAGAUCAAUCGAGCCAGCAGGGUCAGAUAAUGAUAAUUUCCGAAUUAAGCGCUUCAUAGCAAAAUACACCAUAAAUCCAGCAAUUGCUAAUGGAUUCUCACAACAUGUUGGCUCAGUUGAGGCUGGGAAAUUUGCUGAUCUUGUUAUGUGGAAGGCAUCUUUCUUUGGUGCAAAACCAGAAAUGGUGAUUAAAGGUGGUGUUAUUGCGUGGGCCAACAUGGGUGACCCGAAUGCUAGUAUCCCAACUCCACAGCCGGUUAUGAUGAGACCAAUGUUUGGUGCGUUCGGCAAAGCAGGGAGCUCUAAUUCUAUCGCUUUUGUUAGCAAGGCUGCUAAAAAUGCUGGUAUUGCUCAAGAGUAUGGUCUUCACAAAAGAGUUGAAGCCGUUGGUAAUGUUCGUAGCCUAACAAAGCUUGAUAUGAAGCUCAACGACGCACUGCCGAUCAUUGAAGUCGAUCCGGAGUCCUACAGAGUUACAGCUGACGGCGAGAUUCUCCAAUGCGACCAAGCAUCAAACGUUCCCUUGUCCAGGAAUUACUUCCUCUUCUAACUUCUAAUUGAGUUUGAUAUUCUUUGCUGGUACCAAGGCACCAUCACUCUUCAUGAAGUCGUGAAUAAUAUUGCUAUCCACGCCAUUGAUUGCCGACUAGUCAUAUGGAUGCAAAUUCAUGUUUCUCCGCAAGUUUGAAAUAAAAUUUACUCGAAGGAAAAAGUAUUUUAGCCAUUAAUUUGAAGUUUUUUUAAAGUUGCAGAUUCUGAAUAAAUGAAGCUUCAAUUCAGGAAGGUACUGUCGUGUGCCCAACUGUAAGUUAAUGUCUUUAAAAAAUUUAAAAAAAAAAGAAAAAUUUCCAGCAUUCUGAGUUCCCUUUGUUAUGCCCGGCUUUUAUAGGGUUUUUUU
Phalaenopsis equestris is the source of this 3574-nucleotide messenger RNA. RefSeq names its product urease-like. Lineage: Eukaryota; Viridiplantae; Streptophyta; Magnoliopsida; Asparagales; Orchidaceae. Gene Ontology annotation, molecular function: urease activity; nickel cation binding. Gene Ontology annotation, biological process: urea catabolic process. The coding region runs from base 212 to 3226 and encodes 1004 amino acids. The transcript has 22 exons. The record is from RefSeq and is a predicted model, not a curated record. Gene Ontology annotation, cellular component: urease complex.